Molecule: messenger RNA, 5712 nt
Organism: Rubroshorea leprosula
Lineage: Eukaryota; Viridiplantae; Streptophyta; Magnoliopsida; Malvales; Dipterocarpaceae
Source: the annotation of a GenBank genome assembly
UGAGACUAUACCUCCCACUAAAUCCUUCUGAGAUACUUUGAUUACGGGUAAUGCUUCCGUUACUCCGCCUUUGGUGACGUAUGAAGAACUAGUUGCGGCAAAUCCAGACUCUCCGAUGGUAGCAGAUGGAGUGGAGCCGUCGCAAUCGAAGGUUCCAAAAGUCCGAAUUCCCAAAUCUAUUUGGCAACGACUUUGUGCCCCAUGGAAGAACGCUGUCAUUAUAAAGCUUUUGGGCAAAUCCAUCAAUUUUCGUAUUCUUCAUUCCAGAUUACUCAAGGAAUGGCGAACGGAACAGGAGUUUGAAGUUAUUGAUGUUGGUUUGGGCUACUUCAUCGUGCGAUUUGCUACACCAGAGGAUUGUUCCAGAGUUUUGACUGGAGGCCCCUAUAAGUUUUUUGAUCAUUACUUGGCUGUCCAACCAUGGGAACCAAGUUUUCACCCAGCAAGAGCCAAAGCUCCCAAGACUGCAGUGUGGGUUAAGCUUCAUGGUGUGCCAUCAAUGUGUUAUCAGGAGGCCAUAGUUUUAUAUCUUGCGAGCAAACUCGGCAAACCAAUUAAAGUGGACAGUGUCACACUCUUAGGGACUAGGGAGAAGUUUGCACGUGUUUGUGUUGAAGUAGAUCUCAAUCAGCAAUUGCCAUCCUCAGUUGAUUUAGAUUUGGAGGAUUUACCUCAAAUACUCAUUCCAGUGGAAUAUGAAAGUUUACAUAGGAUUUGCUUCCAUUGUGGAGAGUUUGGGCACACGGAGGAUUCCUGCCAUUAUAAGAACCCAGAGAAGUCAAUAAUGACCGGCAAUUCUUGCACUCGAGCCAUGAUAGAACUUAGUCAAGCUUUAAAACCAGAAAUGGCAGAGUAUAACAUGGUUUUUGGCCCGUGGAUGGUGCAGCAACGUAAGCCACGACGACGAAGUCCGAUUAACUCCAGACAGCCUCAAUUGGAAGACAAAUCUUCUACCCAGCAAGCUAGGGUUCCGUCUGCUGUAGGACCGGAAAUCUCGGGGAAAUCUGUUGCAGUUGAUAAACAUGGUAGGCGUAAUGGGGGGCUUAAUUCCCAGGCAAAUCGGUUUGAGGUAUUUGCGGAGGUGAUGGAGGAGGAAACUGAUCUAAUAACUGCCAUUCAUGGUCAGACCGUUCUGGCGGGAGAAUCCUCAAAAGCAAAUGAGGCCUUGGCUCCAAUGGAUGUUGUUUCCACACCAGUUACUGAAGCCCAAACAGCCACAAAGGCCCAAAAUUGCCCCGAACAAACAGUGUCUCCAAUUCCUCCUCCAGCUCCUUCUACUGGCUUUGUUAAGUCCAAAACGAAGCCUCCUAAGAGGAAGGGCAAGACUUUAGGCCCGAUGCUUAAAGACACCAAGGUUUCUACUCAAAAGCCUUAUGAUUUGCCUUCUGCACUCAAGAAGCAUCUAAACCACUCAUUACCGAAGCUGCCUUCAAUCCAAUCUACCACGCAGUGCUCAUUGGGUGAUUCUGUCUCUUUAGCCGUGCUUCAACCCUCGUCCCCAUCACCUUCGCCUUCUUCCUUAGCCACUCCACAACCUCCAGCCCAAACGACAACUCCAACCUCAAUCCACUCUAAGUCAGUAGUGGCGCAUUCCCAAGAUGUCUCUGCUCCUCCAUCAGAAAUAUCUCCUUUGCCACAUCAUGUUGGCCAAGUGCAUACUCCGGCUAUUCCUUCAACUACAGCCGUUUUCCCAUCAUCUAACUCUUCCACAACUGCUCUAAAUUUCAUGAGGCGGUUUGGGUUCGAUAGAGAUCGUCAGAUUUUCUCACAAGGCAUGGCUGGUGGUCUAUGGUUAUUUUGGUGUUCAUCGGCUGUAUGUUUAGAUAUUUUACAUAGUUCUCCUCAAUUUAUUCAUUGUGUUGCCUCCCAACAACAAGCUGCUUGUUUGUUUACUUUUGCUUAUGUUCAGCCGCAUGUCAUUCAAAAGGACUCAUUUUGGUGCCAGUUGAGGGAAGUUGCGUCACUUACAACUGAGAAUUGGAUAGUGAUGGGUGAUUUUAACGAUAUUCUCACAGUAGAAGAAGCUUCUCCUCGUGCAACGAGAGGAUUUAUUCGCACCCAGCAGUUCAGAGACAGAGUUUCAAGUUGUGGAUUACACUCUAUUGAUUCCCUGGGUUGCAAGUUUACUUGGGUUCGUAAGCAAAAUGGUAGAGUAGUGCUGCGGGAAAAGCUAGAUAGAGCACUUUUCAAUCUUAAGGCUCUUGAGUCUUUUCCGGGUGCUAAGGUGUUUAAUCUUCCAAGGUUAUGUAGCGAUCACCACCCUCUUCUACUGUGUUUAGACUCUUCAUCACUAAUGCGUAAGGCCUUUAAACCUUUACGUUUUGAAGCUGCGUGGUUAACCCAUGUUGAUUUUGGUCAAGUUUUUACAAAUGCAUGGUUUGCACAUGGAGCACUAAUUGCAAAUGCCAUUAAGUCCGUGCAAGAGGUGUGUAUGCAAUGGAAUAAAGAGGUAUUUGGUGAUAUUUUUCGUAGGAAAAGACAAUUAAAGUGCCGUCUUGCAGGCAUUCAGAACUCUGUCCAUUAUCCCACUUCUAGAUUCUUGCAAGGCCUAGAGUCUGAUCUAUUAACAGAGUAUCAUCAUGCUCUUCAGUCAGAGGAGUUGUUCUGGUGUCAAAAGUCACGUGUAGAUUGGAUUGCUUCAGGUGACAGAAAUACGAGCUACUAUCAUGCAUCCACCAUGGUUAGACGGAAUAGAAACAGAAUCUCGGUCUUGAAAGUUGAUGGCAACUGGGACACUCAAGCUUCUCAUAUAGAUUAUUCUGCUUUUCAACCACGACUUUCUGAAGCUGAUAGUACUGCUCUCUUGCUGCCUGUGUCUCUUGAAGAAGUCCGCUCUGCUCUAUUCUCCAUGAAAGCUCUUAAAAGCCCAGGACCUGAUGGUAUACAGCCCAUUUUUUAUCAAAAGCACUGGGAGGUGGUAUCUGAUACUCUGCUAUCUUUCAUUAACUCUGCUCUUUUAGAUGGUCAUUUUGAACUUUCUCUACUUCAAGCGCACAUAGUUUUAAUACCAAAAGGUGACAAUCCUGAUGUUAUUCAAAAGUUUCGCCCUAUUUGUCUGCUGAAUGUGGCUUAUAAAGUGCUUUCUAAAGUUAUUGUGAAUCGAUUACGACCUUUAUUACAGCAGCUAAUCGGGCCCUUUCAAAGCAGUUUUCUUCCAGGAAGAAGUACUACAGACAAUAUUUUACUCACUCAAGAAGCUGUUCAUUCUAUGCGAAGGUCUAGAGGUAGAAAAGGUGCUCUUGUCUUCAAAAUUGAUCUUCACAAGGCCUUUGAUAGCGUUGACUGGGGUUUUCUUGGUAAUGUUUUGUAUGACUUUAACUUACCAACUCCUCUCAUUCGGCUGAUUAUGUUUUCAGUAACAUCUCUGCAGCUUAGUGUUCUUUGGAAUGGGGAAGAGUUACCUUCUUUUCAACCUCAAAGAGGCUUACGUCAAGGAGAUCCACUAUCCCCAUAUCUUUUUAUUAUGGUUAUGGAAAAACUCUCUCACAAAAUUCAAAGUCGGGUGCAAUCCCGGAUAUGGCGGCCCUUCAAACUAUCUAGGGGAGGUUUAGAGCUUUCACACCUCUUCUUUGCUAAUGAUCUUAUGCUUUUCUGUUCUGCAACUCAAAAUCAAGUGGCAAUGGUUAUGGACUGUUUAAGAGAGUUCUCACUUGAAUCUGGAUUGGACAUUAAUCUAGCUAAAUCUCAGCUUUAUGCCUCGCCAAAUUUGCAAAGGCAUGUAGCAGUGUCUCUCAGUAAUGCUUGUGGUAUCCCUUUAACAAGUGAUUUGGGAGUGUAUUUGGGAGUUCCCAUAUUACAUGGAAGGCAAUCAAAGACCACCUAUAAGUAUUUGCUAGAGAAGAUUCAGUCAAUCCUUCUUCCGGAUUAUGUUUGUACAGCUAUUGAUCGAUUGAAUAGAAAUUUCCUUUGGGGAUCUGAUGUGGCUAACAAACCUCACUUGGUUAAUUGGCACUCUAUUUGCUUGCCGAGAGAUCAAGGAGGUCUUGGAAUACGUUUAGCAAAAGAUAAUAAUCGAGCUUUAAUUGCAAAGCUUGGUUGGCAAUUGCUUUCCCAUUCAGAAAAACCUUGGUGUAAGGCUUUUACAUAUAAAUAUUUACAGCAUGAGAGUUUUAUGAGUUGCCGCAUAAGCUCAGCAUGCUCUGCUACAUGGAAAAGCAUCUUAAAAUGUAGAGAUGUUUUGAAGUUAGGACUGUGUUGGAGAGUUGGAACCGGUGAGAACAUCAAGUUUUGGCAAGAUACUUGGGUUGGUGAUAAGCCUUUGCUGGACACUGCACUGAUUCCAGUACUUGAAGAUCAGAUUGAUGUCCCUGUUUCUCAUGUUAUUCUGCAAGAUCGGACUUGGAAUACAUCUGUUUUGCAGCAACUCUUACCCCAACCUGCAGUUGAACAAAUCUUGGCAUUACCUUUGCCAACCUUUGGACAACAGGAAGAUGGGAUUUAUUGGGCCGGCUCACACAAUGGUGUUUUCUCAGUCAAAUCAGCUUUUUACUUGAUACAACACCAAUCCAUAUUACUGCACAAUCAUUUUGGGAAUUGGAGUUGGAUUUGGAAAUUGCAGUGUGUUGAAAAAAUAAAGUUGUUUAUUUGGCUUCUGAGGAGAGGACGGUUAUUCACAAACUCCCUUCGUUUUGAACGGCACUUUGCAUCUUCACCCUUAUGCCCAAGAUGUGAACAAGCCCAGGAGACACCUUUGCAUUUACUCAGGGACUGUUAUUAUUCUCGCCUGGUAUGGGAAUCUACAUCAUUUUUACCGUCAGACUUCUUCAAUUUGGACUUGAAUGCCUGGCUUCUACAGAAUGCUAUUUCCACUUCAUCUUUAGAAGAGUCUCAUCAGAGAUGGUCCAUGUUGUUCCUUGCCCUCCUUUGGUACAUUUGGAAGAGCAGAAAUGCUCUGAUUUUUGAGGGCAAGCGAUAUCCUCCUCAAACCGUGCUUCAGCAAGCUACCUCCUUAGCUUUGAACACAAGAUUAGCUUUAGCAACACAAAUAUUGGGCCAUUCUCGAGCACCUCGUUGGGUUAGAUGGUACCCACCUGAUUUACCUUUCCUUAAGCUAAAUACUGAUGGGGCCUUGAGCCAUGUUGUGGAGAAGGCUAGUGCUGGUGGCUUGAUUCGUGAUCAUGAAGGUCGUUGGGUGCAUGGGUUUGCCUUGAGUAUUGGACAUCAAUCCAGUUUUAUAGCAGAGCUAUGGGGAUGCCGUGAAGGUCUGCGCAUGGCUUUUGAUUUGGGUAUUACUCAUUUAAUCCUAGAAAUGGACUCCCUAUUGGUUGUUCAAAUGCUCCAGGCGAGGAAAGGGGUGGAAGGCUUAGCUUCAACUCUGUUUUCUGAUAUCCUUCAUCUUUUAGACAAUUUUUCAGAGUAUCGUAUUCAACAUACUCUUAGGGAAGGCAACUCGGCAGCAGAUUACAUGGCUGCUAUUGGACAAAACCUUUCUCAGGAUGUCACUUUGUUUGUAACGCCUCCUGUUGGUAUUAGCAGUAUCCUCCGUAGGGACGCCAUAGGGACUUCGUUCCUUCGGGCUUAACUUCCUCUUAUCUUGAUCUUAUAAUCUCUUAUGUACCAAAAAAAAAAAAAAUCAGUUUCAUUUUCUCUCAACUUUUUCAACUUUUUCUCUUCUCCACUCCCGCUAUGCCCUCUUUCAUUCUCUCUGAUCCUUGUCUUUGACGGUAGUCAAAAAUUAAAUUAAGUGGCACAUAAUAAAUUAUGUCAUAUGAU